UUUCUUUUUAUAAUAAACACGUGUAAGAAAAAUUCCAAAAACGUUCACGGCAGUGAACUUCCAAAAUUGGGAUAGGUGAGAAUUUUAAGGUGAACAUUUUUGGAAUUUUUAAAAAAUUAGAAAGUGAACAGUUUCCAACUGGUAAAGGCUUUUCCUGCGCGAUUUUUUUUUAAAUUUUUGGAUUUAAGGAGGCUGGUCUGAGAUACAAAAAAAAGAGGAUAUUUUUGUAAUUUUCUUUUAAGAGUUUCUUUAUUAAAAUUCUUAAAAUUUGUGACAUUAUUAAGCAUCAUUCCAAGAAUAUUCUGAUAAAUUUUCGGAAAAAAAUAUUGAGAAAUAAGCCAGUGGUAGUGGGGAGAGACGAGUCACUAAAAAAAGUCUCCAUAGGCAGGAUAACUCAUGACUGCUUCAUCUGAAAUCAAAAAACCAAAAAGAUUUCUUUAGUACAUCAGUUUAUCUUGGAUUUGAACGAAGGAUUUUAUUUUUUCAAUAACUACUUAUUUUUUAAUUAAACAAAAGGAAGAAUUUUUGGGAAAAAUCCGAGUUUUUUUAUUGCACCUUUACCAAAACUUCAAAAAUGAAUAUUUUGUUUAUUCCUUCGUUCAAAUUCAAAAUAAACUUAUGUACUAAAGAAAUCUUUUUGGUUUUUUGAUUUUCAAUGAAGCAGUCGUGAGUUAUCCCGCCUACGGCGUAGACUUUUUUUAGUGCUCGUCUCUCCCCACUACCACUGGCUUAUUUUUCAAUAUUUUUUUAUGAAAAUUUAGCAGAAUAUUCUUGGAACGAUGCUUAAUAAUGUCACAAAUUUUGAAAAUUUUAAUAAAGAAGGUACUCUGGAAAAAAAAAUCACAAAAAUAUGUUUUUGUUUUGUAUCUCAGACCAGCUUCUCUCUGUAAAGAACAUUAAAAAAAAAAAAAGGAAUUAAUGAGGAGUUAUGAACAUUUACGACCCUGUAAAAAAAAUUCUAAAAAAGUUCGACAUGCAGAACUUUUAAACUUGAGACGGAUUAGAACUUCAAGUGGAACUUUUUGAGAUAUAUCUCAAAACGUAUUUUUACUACUUUUACCCUAGUUCCGACAAAGUUAGAAUUAAAAAUUAAUGGCCUCAAAAGAAUCAAUAAACGGUCAUAAUAAAUUUCAAAUUAGAUUUUUUUGAACUUUUCAAAAGCAGAAAUACGUUUAAUAAAAAUUUUUACGCCAUAAACUUUUUUUUUACUAUAAAAAUUACAAAUGUUCCACUUAAAAUUCCAAUCUGUUUAAAGUUUACAUGUUCCACAUGUCGAACUUUUUCGGAAUUUUUUUGAAACGAAUUUUUUUACACGGGGACUCUUAUCGAAAUUAUUCAGGUAUGAGGUAAAAAAAAAAAUAAAAAUUAUUUGAAAAUAUUUAUCAACAUUUUUUGACUUUUGUUAAAACUUUUUGGGUCAGUUUUUUUUCACUUUUCGUAGUCGUUCAAAAAAUGAGUAUUUGGAACUAAUUAUGAACUCACAAAAUUUGUAAUUCAAAUCAUUUUUGCUUAAAAAAUUCAAAAAAAAAAUAUAAACCCUCAAGAAAAUUCCACACCAGUUAAAAAUUUUUCUCACUUCUAUUUAUUUUCUAGUUCCAAAAAUGUUCAAUUCAAAGUUCAGAACUAUUUCAAUUUUUGAAGUUCACUGACAUGAUUAUUUUUGUACCGAAUGUUUUUUUUUACCCGGGAAUAUAUAAAUAAAUAAAUUGUACAGUAACAAUAAAAUAUUUAAGUAAAAGUAUUUGAUAUUUGUAAAAUCGAUUUUUCCAGUAACGCGUGCGCGUAUUGAGUUUCCUGAUGACUCUGUAAUAUAUAAAAUAUAUUUACUAUCCAUAAAGGAUCCGUGACAUCAAGAACUCAAUAUAAAUUUAUAAAAUAAAUAAUUUAUGUACUUAAUAACUGUAACAUAAAUAUAAAUAUAAAUGUAAAUAAUUAUUACAAUUAUUUAUUCUGUGAAUAAGUGUUUAAAAAUAAAGGUCAUUGAUGAAUUAUUCAAAUAAUUAUUUAAAAGUGUUUAGUUUUAUUUUAUAAAAAAAUGAUUACUAAAACUAUCGCUGCCGUUAUAUUAAUCUAAUGACAUUUAAUUGGUUAUUUAGAUACGCAAAUAAUUUAUCUAUUUAGAACAACGAAGUACUAUAACAUGCCGCCACUAAUCGUGAGUAACAAUAGAGUAUGAAGAGCAUCCAUAUGCUCAAUGGCAAAUUCUCAGUCGUUUUUUGAUGUACCAGUAACGUGGUGAUAAUGGUUACGAGAAUGGGGACACGAAGGUCAGGAUACAGUAUAAUCUCCGGUGGAUCCGGUUCAAAUACUGGCCGUUCAAAUUCCAAUGUCCUUAAGGAUCGAGCCAACAUGUCUUUUAUGUUGGUCGUAAUGUUCUUCGCAGUGUUCGGAAUAAUAGUACUGACAGAAAUAUUUUUAAUCGACGAAAAACGUAGCGGUAAUAGUAGAACGGGAGCAUUUGGUGGUCACCGAAGUGGACAUCGAUUAGCGUCAGCCCUAGAUCGCCCCGACUAUGAAGAAGUUGUUGCUGAUGACUAUGCAACUUUGAAAGGUGGUUUUGAUGCACAAAUAGGUUUACUUUUAAUGAACAAUAAUUUAGAAUCAAAAGCUGCUGAAGCAAUACCUUCAGACCCACGUGGUAUCUCUAGUUUACCACCCAGUGUGGAAGUUAGAUUGCCACCACUUGAUCCAAAUUUACAAAUUACUCACGCUGAGUGGCUCCCAGUUACAAACACGAGGUUCAAAUUUUUCGUUUACUCGGCGUAUUAUGACGACAGAGCUGUCGGUGGCCGUAAUGGCGGCAGUUCAAAUUCAAAUAUUAUGCAAUCAUCAAAAUUAAAAGGUAAAAUAACGUUAAAUAAAUCGCCCGGCUUAAUAAGAGUAAUCGGUGCAACGAAAACACGAACUCCCGAACGGGUUUGGUGUAGACUGUGGUAUCGUUUUGAACGAAAUAAUACAAAUGUCACAUUAUCAGUGACGGUGGCUGCUAAAAUAAAAGUUAUUAGAGAAAAUUGGAACUUAAAGUACAGCGCUUGUUUUGUAAUAUGCCAACUGCCUAAUGAAGCGCCUACGUUGUCAGAUUCAACAACGAUAUCAUUACCUGAAUCGGUAAGUGUUGUUGCAAAACUACGCACAUCACCAGCGAAUAGAAUUCUUAUACAAAAUCGUCCAGAGCAUCGGCCAAAAACACGCCAAGAUUUGGCUAUUUGUGUUAAGCCACUUCAUUAUGAUUACAAUCGAGUUUUACAAUUAAUAGAAUUCAUCGAGCUUCAUCGAAUACUUGGAGUAAAUCACGUAACUCUGUACAACGAUACUACUGGUACAGAAGCUGGAUGUGUUUUAAAGAAUUACGAAACUCGUGGAUUAGUGAGUUUUCUUCCUUGGCAUCAUCUUGACAUGAUAUCACAACGGGAAAUACGUACUGAAGGCCUGUUUGCUGCGCUUAAUGACUGUUUGUACCGUUCUAUGUAUAAAUACGAGUACGUCGCUCUUUUGGAUCUUGAUGAAUUUAUUGUCCCACGACACAAUGACACUAUUUUACAAUUGAUUCGAUGGAUAUCCAGUCGAGUGAAUCCAAAAACAAGCAGCGCAUUUUCAUUUCAAAAUGCAUUUUUUUACCUCCAAUGGCCUGAUGAUCCCUGGGUUACUGUCAGUAAAACACCAACAGAAGCUGGUCUAAUAACGCUCCGUAAAACACGACGCAAAUCAAAAUUACAUCCGCAUAAGCAACGUUCUAAGUAUAUUUGUAAGCCACGUGACAUAAUUGAAGCUGGUAAUCAUUUUGUUUGGGAAUUUUUGGCUGGUCAUGGGACACUAAAUGUACCCGCAGAUGCGGCAAUACUUCAUCACUACAGAGUUUGUGAAUUUGGUGGCAACGAUUGUGUCAAAACGCCAUCAAUUAUUGACAGGACUGCUUACAAGUAUCGUGACAAAUUAGCGGAUGCUGUGGAUAAAAUAUGGACCGAGCUCAACGACAAAUGUCAACUUCCUGAGCUUGAAGCAGUGCCUGCAUUGUCACCUCUUGUACCAAGUAGUCCAGACGAUAUACAAACGAGGUAGCAUUAUAGUUUAUAAAAAAAAAAAAAAAAGCUAUGAUAAUACUAAACAAUCUUUGUCGAUAUAAUUUUUACAAUUAUACCAAGCACGGUAUUUUAUUUUAUAUUUUUUAAUAAAAAUAUCAAUAAACAAAUUAUCAAUGGCAUUAAAGCAUAUCUAAAUAUAUUACAAAUUAUUAAUAGAAUGAUGGUAUGUAUGCAUGCGCUCAAACAUAUUUUAACAAAAUAAUUCAAAUUAAGGCCAUUCUCAGACAGUGCUCUCCACUUUUUCAAAUAUGCAAUGACUUUCAAUUGUAAUGACCGCAUUUAAAUUUUAUUAAUUAAUUAAUUUAAAAAGAAAAUUAAAGCAUUAAUUAAAAAAAGGACAGUGCUACAAUUCUACUCACAACAUCUCUACUCAAGAGAAGUAGCUACAACUCUACUCACUCACAACUUUACUCAGACUCGACUCUACUCACAAUUUUUUACUCAGGUUUAACUCUACUCAGUUAUAUCUUCACUCAACUACAACUCUACUCACUAAGAAUUGCUAUUUUAUCGAUAGGCUAAAGUUGUGAGUGAGUAGAGUUGUAGCUACUUUCCUUGAUUAGAGAUGUUGUGAGUAGAAUUGUAAAACUGCUGAAAAAAGGACAACGAAGUUGCAAUUUCGCUGAGAUAUAGAUAGUGAUGCAGAAUGACCAUCAUUUUGAGUUUCGGUCGCAAGUCAGCCCACUGACGGUCUGAUGGUCCUAAAUGAUGGACCUGUUCAAAUGCGAAAUGACCGUCACAAAUUUUUUGGUCAGAGUCUGUCGUUUCGGGCCGUCAAAAAAUUUGGCACAAAUUUGGUCAGUCAGAUCUAAGAUCAUUUGUGAUCGUCAUUAAAUUUUUGAUCAUAAAUUAACGCUUAGUCAAAAAUUUUGUCACUCACAACCAAUUAAAUGAUUGGACGCAAUAUUUUUUUUUAAAUGAUUGAAAAAUUUAUUUUUUCCUCCGUGUUCUUAUCUUGUGAUAUUUUUAAGAAAAUGGCGGUUUAAAAAUUUUAAUUUUUAUAAAAGUCAUGAAAGCGCUUGGAAGAUCAGACGCAUCACAAGAUAUGGAUUUUUAAGAAGACCUACGGGCUUAUCAAAUGCAUCACUAGGCAAAAUAAUUACUUCACUGCGCUAAAUUUAUCAUUAUGGACAUGUUUAAGAAAAAAUUUUUUUAAACAUGUUCACAAAUAUAUUUUUUUUUCUAUAUUUUGUUGUAAAAGUAACCUUGUAAUUGGCUGCGGCUGUUGGGUUUAUUGCUAAAUAAAUAAAUAAAUAAAAAAUUAACUUACCGUUGAUGUCAAUUGGAAGUUAAACGAAAUUCGUUAAAUAAAUUUCAUUUCAAUUUUAUAAUUGGAAUUUCCAGAUUCUCUAGGUUAAAAUUUAUUCAAAAAAUUUUGGUUAACUCCCAAUUGAUUACAGCUGUAAGUAAUUUUUUUUCAAUUCUACAUCUAGGCGACAGUGGAACUACAGUCGAACUUCAUUAACUCGAACAGUUAGCGGGAAUUUCUUAAAAUUUCCGAGUUAACGGAUGCCCUUUCUCCCUUUAAAUUUAAACUAUACUA
Microplitis mediator is the source of this 5625-nucleotide messenger RNA. RefSeq lists its product as uncharacterized. The coding region runs from base 2242 to 4059 and encodes 605 amino acids. The transcript is spliced from 6 exons. The record is from RefSeq and is a predicted model, not a curated record. NCBI's taxonomy places the organism in Eukaryota, Metazoa, Arthropoda, Insecta, Hymenoptera, Braconidae.